AUGGCCGACCUUGUCAAGCGACACACCGCUCAGCAUGAGGCGAGGGCUGUCAGGAACAGUGACUCAGUCCGUGCUGCUUCAUCCAAUCCCGGGCGAAGGGUUGUCCAGGCUUGCAAAGCAUGCUUGCGCAAAGGUGUCACCUGCGAGGUUGAUGAUACGAUUCCAUACAUGAGCUCGAGUAUUGAUUUGGACGGAGACAGCGUGCAAAUCUCCGACGCAACCGAAAUUGGCAGUGAAAGGGAUGAUAGUAUCGUUGUCCAUCAGGUCGACUCGCGGUUGCGUGGAUCAAACACCAAAUUUAUCACGCCCAUAUCAGAGCAGGCAACGAGGCACCCUGAUUCGACUAUAGCAAGGACUGCACAAAACCAGCAAACCUAUGUGGAAGAUGAUUCUGUGCGCUCAUUGGAAGACGUCUCAUCCACGGGUGUAGGAACGGGAACCAUGGGCUCCCAAGACUACGCAGAGAGGACGAUAGAGUCCGGGCUUCAUGAUCUCCCACAAGAGUACGGCGCAUCCACUCGCAGCUAUGGUGAGGUGUUGAGAGACAUACUUGGCUCAUCGGCCGCAACACCAGUUGACCUUGAGGAUGUGAUGAUGGGCGAGACGGGGGACAAUAUCUGGGACCAGUGUUUGGAUUCUGGUCAACCAUUUGCUGACCUGACCGAGUUCUCAUUCAUUGACCUAGCUCCAUUCGAUAUGGAGCAGACUUUACCUAUGACCCUGGGCAGGCCUGCGAGAACUGACGGUCAAGAGAAUACCGCAUCUUUUGAACAAGCGGCCUCAGCUGCUGCGACGCAGGCUUUUCAAUUGUCUGGCUGGAAUUGGGGUCCGAGUCCAGAAGACAGUGAAAGUGCAGAAACAACAAAUCUCAUCCUGCCCCCGGGUGACCCGCGGCCGGAGGGGGUUGAUCCUCAUUUCAUACCACAACAUUCCGCGCUUUUGGGAGCAACACACCGGAACCGACUGCUCUCGAUGCUAUUGAACCACUGUGAAAAGAAACAGUGGGUUCAGAUUGCCUCAACAUUCCCUUCUGAGCAGUUCCUAAAUCAACUGCUGCAAGUUUUCUUUGCUCUUCAGGGGAGGGAUACUCUCUCGUGGUUUCACCUGCCUACUGUUCACAUGAAAAACCUACGAGUAGAAUGUUUGACGGCGAUGGUAGGCGCGGCAGCCUGCUUCUCCCUAAAUCGAUCUGUGCAACGCUUUGGCUAUGUCUUACCGGAGAUGGUUCGAUUUGCUGUCAUUGACCAAUGGUGUCGAGAUAACAGCACCUCAAGAGACUUGCAACUACUGAACUCCAUGUUGACUGCGACGACUCUCCAAUCUUGGAGCGGCAACAAGCGUCAGGCAGAGAUCGGAGAGGGCAAUUCUCAGACUGUCAUCACCAUCAUCAGGCGUUCUCGAUGGCUUCGGAAAGACCAUUAUAGAGCAGUUUAUCCGAUGUCAGACGAUCAAGGCGCAGAUCUCGAUCGCAAAUGGCGACUAUGGGUAGAUCAGGAGUCAAAGAAACGUAUUGAGGCAACACUUUACACCUUGUAUGGGCUUUGGGCUCUCGUGUGGGAGCAACAGCAAUUCCAAGACACAAUGCAAUCUGGUGACGCGAUUUCGGAGGACGAGAUACACGAUAUGCCCAACUUGAUGCUGCCAUCACGACGCGAGCCGCUGUUGAAAGCCUUGAACGCUCUCCGCGUGAGACUGUCAUCGAUUCAGGGAGAGGAUGAAAGAUCUUCUACUGCAGAACCCAUGUUGGUAUUAGAGUACUUAAGCAUGGCCCUUCAUGUCCCGCUUCAAGGACUCCACGCAUUUGCUGGACGGGACGGGGAGCGCGAGGCGCGACGAAUCUACCCGUUGUUGCAGGAGUGGGUGCAGAGUAGAGAAGCACGGCAAGGAAUAUGGCACGCUGGUCAGGUCUUCAGCGCCGCCAAAGCCCAUUCUAGCAGGGACAUGCGCGAUCUGCGUGUCAUGUUGGUCUAUCAGGCGAGCAUCACUCUUUGGGUCUACGGGGUCAUCAAGAAAGCAUCUCGUGGGCCGUCUCGCUCCCUUCACACAGAGGAGUUUGGUCCAGACAGCAUCGUAUGGCUUGAUGGGGAGGAAAAAAGAGCCGCUGUGCGGAAGUUCAUCGCCAUUGCUGAAGGCGUGCCUGCUCUCAGAGAUGUUGUUGACGGCUUAGGCGAGGGCCCAAUCUGUUUAGUUGAGAACGCCAGUUCAACUAUGGAGGCGGCGAUCCACAUUCUGCAGAGGCCUCUCGACGAUAAAGAUGGGGCUCAACUUCCUCUCGUGGAAAGCGUCACGAAACUGAUGUCCGAGAUUGCCAAGGUUGCGAAUAUUUUAUGA
This is a messenger RNA of Diaporthe amygdali, 2331 nucleotides long. RefSeq lists its product as uncharacterized. The transcript is spliced from 7 exons. Bases 1 to 2331 code for a protein of 776 amino acids. Lineage: Eukaryota; Fungi; Ascomycota; Sordariomycetes; Diaporthales; Diaporthaceae. The record is from RefSeq and is a predicted model, not a curated record.